AUGUCUUCGAUAAAGUGCAUUACUUUCGAAGAAGAACUGAGGAAAAAUCCAGAACUAAAGUUAUCGGAUAUACGGAUUCUCAGAGAAUGGUGCGAAAAACAAGCACAUCUGCCGAAAAUCCAGGACGUGGAGCUCGCCGUAUUUCUACACAGCAAUUACUAUCAUAUAGAACCGACGAAAAGUACGAUCGAGAAUUAUUAUACUUGUAGAACUCACGCGCCAGAAUUAUUUUCCAACAGGGACAUACGGAAAGUGAAACGAUUACGAGACACUUUCAAUGUCAUAACCAACUUUCAACUAGAGGCUAAAACAAAGGAGGGAUAUAGCAUAAUAUUUUCUCGACUUAUCGACGUGGAUCCUACGCAUUUCUUCUACAAUGAAUCAGCAAAUGCUAAUUUUAUGUCGUACGAGGAAUAUCUUUGGACUCACGGAUCGACAUUGGGACAAAUCUUUGUCAGUGAUGUCACAGGCUUCGCAAUGGGACAUAUGGGACGUAUGAACUUAGUAACUAUGAAGAAAAUACUAUAUUACGUCCAAAAUGCUAUGCCAAUGCGCCUCAAAGGAGUUCAUAUGAUAAAUAUGUCGCCAAUGGUCGAAAAAAUGUAUAAUAUGAUGAAACCUUUAAUCAAGGAUGAACUGAUAAAUUUGAUACACUUUCACACAUCUUUGCAAAGUGCGAGCGAAUAUUUUCCAAUAGAAGCAUUACCUAACGAGCUUGGUGGGAAAGCAGGCACAUUAGAGGAACUUAAAAACGCAAAAUUAAAAAAAAUCGAGAACUUUCAAGAAUGGUUUUUGCAAGACGAAAAAAAUAAUCGCGUGAACGAAUCAUUACGGAUCGGCGAAAGUAAGACAUCUAAUGAUCUGUUUGGAAUAGACGGUAGUUUCAAAAAACUAGAAAUCGAUUAAGUCGAUCUGACGAUGUACUAAUUACAAAACGUACUGCUAGAUAAAUAACGAAUUCGAGGAAAGGGAAAUGCUUCUGGCUAUUUAUUUCAUUAAAAUGAUAAUUUGACUUGUGGAACGUUACAGAAAUUUAUAAAUAUCCACAAUGAGAACAUAUAAUUGAUAUGCCGAGUGAUAAAGAUUGUAAUUAGUAAAGAAGAUUGUUAUUAAUAAAAUCAAAAUCACUAAUUAGUUAUUACUUUUGGUCUACGUGGUAAUUAAAGUCAACUUUCGGAAACCAAGUAAAUUUCUUUGACAUAAGUAAUUAUUGUGCAUUUUUACUGUUGUGUAAUUAUUGUGCAUUUUAACGUUUAUAUUGCUAUUUUAUUUAUAGUCUUCUAGUUAAAACAUAAUAUUUCAUCCGACAUCGGUAUGGAGCUAGUUGGGCCAAAUGUACCAACUAACUCCUUGUAAUCUGAUGUCUUAAAUGAAACGUCCCUUUGUUGGUAAUUGGAUUUGUUUUGUUAAAUCUGACGUUGCCCGGCUCAGUUUUCGGUGUAGCCAUUGCGAGAGUCAACAAGCUAGAUCCACAAAUUAGGAUUGCGAACCGAUUGCAUAAGACGUGACAACCGUUUUCUCGUUUAGAUAAUAAUAAAUUUGGCCUAACUUUGAAAAAGUUUCACCCUGAGACUUCUUGAAACAUUCUAGAAAUGCCUGAUUGUAAAAUCACUUCGCGAAAACUUGUGUGCCUUUAUGAUUCAAAUUACCUCUAGAAGUGGCUCAACAUGCCCCAAAAGUGAGGUACGUUGAGUCACUGAUUUUUUGUACUCAAGCCGAACGUUUUCUUAUUUAUAAAAUAUAUUUAAGAUCGAUGUGUA
Messenger RNA from Dinoponera quadriceps, 1760 nucleotides. RefSeq names its product alpha-tocopherol transfer protein-like. Gene Ontology annotation, molecular function: phosphatidylinositol bisphosphate binding. Lineage: Eukaryota; Metazoa; Arthropoda; Insecta; Hymenoptera; Formicidae. The transcript has 3 exons. Gene Ontology annotation, cellular component: membrane. Bases 1 to 906 code for a protein of 301 amino acids. The record is from RefSeq and is a predicted model, not a curated record.